Messenger RNA from Symbiodinium pilosum, 190 nucleotides. The record is from the annotation of a GenBank genome assembly. NCBI's taxonomy places the organism in Eukaryota, Dinophyceae, Suessiales, Symbiodiniaceae.
AUGAAGCGGCUGUGGAGCCCGGCAUUGUUCGUGUGCUGCUUACCGGGUGUGGGCCUGGCCUACAAGGUCCUUUCCUCCCAGGAACCCGAGCAGUUAAACCAGACGUUGGAGCACGAGGGCCCCGUUCCGCUCUAUGCACAACUUGCGGCAGCUAUCCCACUGGUUUGCCAGAACUUGACGAACUUCACGG